AUGGCGUCUGAUAAUUCAACUCUAGCCGGUUCGACAUCGUCGCCCAAGGCCUCGAUGGACCGCAAGGCCAGUGUCGGCCGCAAGCAACCCUCCACCACGUUUGAGGAUGCCCCCACCCCCCACUACACUGGUGCCACACCACGCACCAUGAACAACCCCCUUUCCCACACCCUCUCCACCGCCUCCCGCCGCUCUCGCCACGUCGAGCCCGACCUGUCCUUCCCUUACCUCACCCAGGUGACCACUGCCGGUGCCACCAACGAGUACCGCGCCGAGACGGCUGCGGGCUACAUUCGCGCCGACGACCCCGAUUUCGGUCUCCACCCCGUCCUCUCGCAGUACAUCUCCCGCGAGCCGACCCGCCAAAUGACCCUUAUUCGCGAAAAGACCAAGAUCGAUGACAUGAAGCUCGUUACUUGGAAGGAGCAUGACCCCGAGAACCCUUGGAACUGGGGUGUCGCUCGCCGAUGGGUCUACACUGCCAUUGUUGCUUGUGCCGUUAUGCAGGUCGCCCUUUCGUCUGCCAUUGUUACUGGUGACUUCAAGGACCAGAUGGCCCACUUCAACGUCUCGGAAGAGGUCAUUGCCCUCACCGUCUCCCUCCCCGUCUGUGGUUUCGGUCUGGGUCCUCUUCUGUGGUCGCCUGCCUCGGAGCUGUUGGGCCGUAAGCCCCUCUGGAUCGUCCCCUCGUUCAUCUACAUCAUUUUCAACAUUCCCUGCGCCCUCGCCCCCAACAUUGGCUGUCUCCUCGCCUCGCGUUUCCUGUGCGGUUUCUUCGGAUCCGCACCGCUCACGCUUGCCGGUGGUACCAUUGCAGACAUUUGGAGUCCCGAGGAGCGUGGAUUCGCCAUUGCCAUCUUUGCCGCUGCUCCCUAUGCGGGUCCCGUCCUUGGUCCCCUCAUCGGUGGCUUUAUCGGCAAGUACGCCGGGUGGCAGUGGCUCUACUGGGUCAACAUGAUCUCGGCCUUUGUCGUCUGGUGCUUCUGCUUCCUCCUCCCUGAGACGUUCGCCCCCGUCCUGCUCAAGAAGCGUGCCCAGAAGAUGCGCAAGGAGACCGAGGACCCCACCUUUGUUACCGAGCAGGAAGUCCUCCGCAGGCCUCUCGGCGACAUUGUCGUCGAGACCCUCAUCCGUCCCUUCCAGAUGCUUGUCGAGGAGCCCAUUCUUCUCCUCAUGUCGCUCUACGUCUGCCUCGUCUACGGUCUGCUUUACGCCUACUUCUUCGCCUACCCUUACGUCUUUGGCGAGCUUUACGGCUGGGACGACGCCAAGACUGGCCUCACCUUCAUCCCCGUCCUUAUUGGUGUCGCCCUCGCCCUGAUCGUCACCCCUAUCCUUGAGAAGCGCUACGCCGCCAUCGAGAACCCGACUCCCGAGGACCGUCUUCCCGGUAUGCUCAUCGGUGGCCCCUGGGUCCCCGUCUCGCUGUUCAUUUUUGGCUGGACCGCUCCCCCAUAUGUCGCCCCCGGUGGUGGCUCGUGGGUCGGCCCCUGCAUCUCCGGCGUCCCCUUUGGCUUUGGCAUGGUGCUCGUGUACUUUAGCUGCAACGCCUACCUCAUCGAAUCGUUCCCGGCCUACGUUGCGUCGGCGCUCGCUGCCAAGACCGUGGUGAGGUCCGCCGCCGGUGCCGCGAUGCCCCUCUUCAUCUCCAUCAUGUUCCGCGCCCUCAAGGCCGGUCCUGCGUCCUCCAUUCUCGGCGGCGUCGCCUGCGUCAUGGCGCUCAUCCCCUGGGCCUUCCGCAAGUGGGGUGCUGUCAUUCGCUCGCGCUCAAAGCGUGCGGCCACCCACUAA
Molecule: messenger RNA, 1791 nt
Organism: Apiotrichum porosum
Lineage: Eukaryota; Fungi; Basidiomycota; Tremellomycetes; Trichosporonales; Trichosporonaceae
Exons: 2
Coding region: 1-1791 (596 amino acids)
Biological process (GO): spermine transport; transmembrane transport
Cellular component (GO): fungal-type vacuole membrane
Molecular function (GO): spermine transmembrane transporter activity
Source: RefSeq, a predicted model, not a curated record